This is a messenger RNA of Bactrocera latifrons, 1239 nucleotides long. RefSeq lists its product as uncharacterized. Gene Ontology annotation, biological process: sensory perception of smell. The transcript has 3 exons. Bases 367 to 1089 code for a protein of 240 amino acids. The record is from RefSeq and is a predicted model, not a curated record. Lineage: Eukaryota; Metazoa; Arthropoda; Insecta; Diptera; Tephritidae. Gene Ontology annotation, molecular function: odorant binding.
UACCAUACCUACCUACCAUAUUCGUAAUAUUUUGUGAUUAGGUAUAAAAAAAACAGCAAACAUCUGAUCUCCGUCACUUAAGUACAGCAUUGGCCUUCUAAAUUCAACAUAGAAUUUCAUUUCAUUCGUUAAAUGAACGGUACCSAAAUAAUUAGGUUAUCAGCAACUGUUGAGCAAUUCUUUAUUGUUGAUGUUCACCAUGUAUAGAGUAAGCUGAUAAUCGCCAUAUCGGUGUGCCAAAAGAAAUUCGCUACAGUGAAUUGCCAACCAAUCGUGCAGUCCAAGACCUGCGUGCAAUCUAAUCGCACAAGAGACCCACUUUAGCUCCAUACGAAUUUAGCGCGAACACAGAGCGCACACGAAACGAUGGAAUCGAUUUCAAUUUUCCUAUUCGCAGCGGCAAUCAUAUCUCCUGCGGUGGCGGUUAUCCAACCCAAUGYCGUGGAAAUUCGUAUACUUUCCGAUUGUCUUCAGAGUUAUGGCGGUAUAACGGAGGAGAACUCGAAGCGUUUGGUGCGUUUUAAGGACUGGUCGGAAACGUAUGAAGAGAUACCAUGCUUUACAAAAUGCUACAUCAAGAAUAUGUUUAACAUGUUCGACGAGUCUGUGGGAUUCAACGAUGAGCAGGUGAUCAAGCAGUUCGGACAGCCGCUCCACAAGGCAUGCAAACAUCGUAUGGAACCUGCGGCAGACAGUUGUCAGCAGGCAUAUAAUGGAUUCCAUUGCCUCGUCAAUUUGGAGGAUGACCCUUUCGUGAUAAUCGAGAGCAUGAAAAAUGUCAGCACCGAGGCGAAAACCGCCAUGAAGGACUGUCUGCAUCGUUUUGAUCAGUAUGAAUGGGAGCGCGUCAAAGACUACUCCAAAAAUCCGGUGCGCGAACCCAUACCUUGCUUCACGAAAUGCUUCAUCGAACAMCUSCAACUUUAUAGYCAACAAACUCGCCAGUGGAACAUACCGGCGCUAACGGCMAAAUUGGGGGUGCCUGCCGCGGGAGCAAAUAUACAACAUUGCCUGAAGCAGAGACGCAACCGCAAUGCUUGUGUGUGGAUGUAUCAGGAGUUCACUUGUUUUGUCUUGGCUCACGAUUAACAACCGAUUCUAUAUAAGCCAAGCUGUUAGUAAAAUAUUUUUGAAAAGUAAGAGUGCAUUUAUCUUCUAAUCAGUCCGAUUCUUAUAUAACUUAGAAACACUAAUCAGUCUUCAAGCGAAUAAAACUGUGAAUGAACUCGCCUCAACCGA